AUGGGCGCGGUGGGAAGCAAACAGCACGCUCGAGUGCCAAAAGCGUCCAAAUUAUCCGACGUGUACGACGACAACGAGAAUUCUGUUGCCACGAGAUAUGACACACUCGUGAGUGCCUUCAAAACGCAAUUCGAGGGAGAAAAGCCGAAAACCAUCGCGCGGUCGCCCGGUCGGGUGAAUUUAAUCGGCGAGCACAUCGAUUACGAAGGGUACUCGGUGUUACCAAUGGCGAUUGGUUUGGACGUCAUCGUUGCGGUAUCGGUCGCUUUGAAAGAAGAAGGAAACGUUGAAGAGGACGAGGCGGAAGCGACGCUCUCGAUUGCGAACGUGGACGGCGAGAAGUAUAUGCCGAAAGAGUUUCCGUUCGAUCACGAGCAAGAGGUGGACGUGAAAAGUCACCACUGGACAAACUACGUGUUGUGUGGGUUUAAAGGUAUUUUUGAUCAGCUGAAGAAACAGAAUAAGUUAGAGUCGGUUCUGGAAAGCGCGUUUAUGAAGAGAGUGAAGAAGGUGAUGGUGAUGGUGGACGGGAAGGUUCCGCUAGGGAGCGGUCUAUCCUCUUCGUCCGCGCUGAAUUGUGCCGUGACUGUGGCAUUAAUGGAUGCGUUCGAGUUAAGUUUCACGAAAGGGGAGUUGUCCGAGCUGACGUGUUUAUCCGAGCGGUAUUCCGGGACGCAAAGCGGCGGAAUGGAUCAAGCGAUUUCCAUCAUGGGCGAGAAAGAUUUGGCAAAGAGGAUCGAUUUCAACCCGAUUGGUGCGAUGGAUGUACCGUUACCGACAAAUUUGACGUUUUUGAUUGGAAAUAGUUGCGCGGUGAGUAAGAAAGCCGAAUCAGCACACAAACAUUACAACUUGCGCGUCGUCGAGUGCCGAUUGGCGGCGAUAUUGAUGGCAAAACAUUACGGCGAAGAUAUCGAGAAGGCCAAGACGAGAGUGACGCUGAGAGAAGUCGCGGAUUUGUAUUGCAACAAAGGCGAUUUGUGGACUGCUUUGGGCGCGGUUAGAAAAGCGUUAAACGAGGGGAGUUACACGAAGAAACAGUUGGAAAAUGACGAAGGUCUUGGCGAUUUACGGAAAAUUUUCGAUUGCGAAAACAACGAAGCGUUUAACGUCGUGUUGCAAAAGAACGACACGUUUAAACUCAGAGACCGAGCUCGACACGUAUUUUCCGAAGCGAGAAGAGUGCACGAAUUCCAAAAGAUUUGUGAAGGUCAAUCGCCAAGGUAUGCAGUGUCGGGUCCGAUAUACGAGCAUUGGUGCAAAGUGAUCGGCUUAGAACCCGACGUCGGCGUCGCUUCGGACGAUCCAACUAAAGAUUUCGGCCACCCGAUGUACGGGAUGGGCAAAGAAGACGCUCUCGCAAAACUUAUGCAUCUUUCCCACGAGAGUUGUAAAACGCAGUACGAGUGCUCGUGCGACGAGCUGGACGAGUUGGUGGAUGCGUUCAUGAGUGCAGGCGCGCUCGGCGCGCGAUUGACCGGUGCCGGAUGGGGCGGGUGCGUCGUCGCGGUGUGCGAGAGCGAUAUCGCCGAGGAAAUUUUAGCCGACGUGAAGAAGAGUUUUUACGAAAAACGAUUCCAAUCCGGAGUAGCGAACAUAGCGGACGAGACGAAUUUACUGUUCAAAACUGCACCGAGCGCCGGCGCGGCGAUUUUGCACUACGACGACGAAAAAGGCGUGAUUGUUUAA
Bathycoccus prasinos is the source of this 1689-nucleotide messenger RNA. RefSeq lists its product with no specific name. Bases 1 to 1689 code for a protein of 562 amino acids. Gene Ontology annotation, cellular component: cytosol. The record is from RefSeq and is a predicted model, not a curated record. NCBI's taxonomy places the organism in Eukaryota, Viridiplantae, Chlorophyta, Mamiellophyceae, Mamiellales, Bathycoccaceae. The transcript has a single exon. Gene Ontology annotation, molecular function: galactokinase activity; ATP binding. Gene Ontology annotation, biological process: carbohydrate phosphorylation; galactose metabolic process.